Messenger RNA from Cololabis saira (Pacific saury), 1693 nucleotides. RefSeq names its product gamma-aminobutyric acid type A receptor subunit rho3a (gene gabrr3a). The coding region runs from base 275 to 1693 and encodes 472 amino acids. Gene Ontology annotation, molecular function: extracellular ligand-gated monoatomic ion channel activity; neurotransmitter receptor activity; GABA-A receptor activity. Gene Ontology annotation, biological process: signal transduction; regulation of membrane potential; monoatomic ion transmembrane transport. The record is from RefSeq and is a predicted model, not a curated record. The transcript is spliced from 9 exons. Gene Ontology annotation, cellular component: membrane; GABA-A receptor complex; neuron projection. NCBI's taxonomy places the organism in Eukaryota, Metazoa, Chordata, Actinopteri, Beloniformes, Belonidae.
GCAUAAGCAGAGGGAUGGCACAGUGACAAGCAAACUUAGCCAGGAGGAUGCUAAGAGCUGGAUAUCUCAACUGAUGCUCACCAUGUUACAGGAGAUGAGAGGGCAGGAUAACACAGAAAUAGCUUGGUGCUUGCACAGCAGGACAGAAUGAAGGCUGCUGGGACAUGGAUGUGUCAGUAGAGGACGGUGACAGCUGUGGCAUUCCCUGGGCAAGACACUGACCAAGUGGGAGGGACGUUUGGGUUCCUCUUGUGUUUCCAGCCCUUACUCAACCAUGAGAUUGGCCCUCCUGGCUUUAAGACUGAUGUGCUUGGCUUGGUUGUGGCCUGUCACUCAGCUGAACAGCAACACUUUUCCGAACAAAAAGAGACGCAAGGACCCAUAUGAUGGAGGGAACACCAAACACAAGCAUGGAGGGCGAGUUGAUCUGAGGAUGAAAAAGCAGGACAGCACCAAGUCUCUGCUAAUCAAAUCUGAGCAGCUACUUCGAAUUGAAGAUCACGACUUUGCAAUGCGCCCAGGUUUCGGAGGUUCAGCUCUUCCUGUUGGCAUAGAUGUCCAGGUGGAGAGCAUCGACAGCAUAUCUGAAGUAAACAUGGAUUUCACCAUGACUCUCUACCUGAGGCAUUACUGGCAGGAUUAUCGGCUGGCCUUCCCCUCCACCAACAACAAGAGCAGGACUUUUGAUGCACGUCUUGUCAAGAAGAUUUGGGUUCCUGAUGUGUUCUUUGUUCAUUCUAAACGUUCUUUUAUCCAUGAUACAACCAUGGAGAACAUUAUGCUGAGGGUUUAUCCCGAUGGCCACAUUCUGUACAGCGUCAGGGUCACGGUGACGGCGCUUUGCUCAAUGGACUUCAGUAGUUUCCCUCUGGACACACAGAACUGUUCUUUGGAGCUGGAGAGCUAUGCUUACAAUGAGAACGACUUAAUCCUCUACUGGAAGAACGGGAAUGAUUCAUUAAGGACUGAUGAGAUUUUGCUCUCUCAGUUUUUUGUGGAAGACUUCCAGCCUUCCUUUGGGCUUGCCUUCUACAGCAGCACUGGUUGGUACAAUCGGCUCUACAUAAACUUCAUUCUGAGGAGGCAUAUCUUCUUCUUCAUGCUUCAGACGUACUUUCCUACCAUGCUAAUGGUGAUGCUCUCCUGGGUGUCUUUCUGGAUAGACAGGAGGGCCGUACCUGCACGUGUCUCCCUGGGCAUCACGACGGUUCUGACCAUGUCCACCAUCAUCACUGGUGUCUCAGCCUCCAUGCCGCAGGUGUCUUACGUCAAAGCCGUAGACAUCUACUUAUGGGCAAGCUUCCUGUUUGUCUUUCUGUCGGUCAUCGAGUAUGCUGCUGUCAACUAUUUCACCACGGUGGAGGAGAUGAAGAGACUGAAGAACACCAAGAUUCCCAACACCUUUAAUGCCACCCAGGCUAUGGCCUUCGAUGGAUGUUUUCAUGACAAUGACAUUGAUCUGGCUUCUUUCCCAGAGGCUGCCAGCACCCCAAACACAGAAAGAAACACUCAGUCUCGAAACUCCACAGUCUCUGCACCCACAGAGGGAACGAGGCUUCGGCGCAGAAACACUCUGAAACACAACCUCAGCUUCAUCAUGAGCAACAGCUACAUGAUCGACUCGUACUCAAGGGUCAUAUUCCCCAUGGCUUAUCUGCUUUUCAACAUAAUUUACUGGAGUAUGUAUGCAUAG